Lagopus leucura (white-tailed ptarmigan) is the source of this 2142-nucleotide messenger RNA. It is a transcript of the gene PUM3, whose product is annotated as pumilio RNA binding family member 3. Gene Ontology annotation, biological process: regulation of translation. The transcript has 18 exons. Gene Ontology annotation, cellular component: nucleolus. Gene Ontology annotation, molecular function: mRNA binding. Lineage: Eukaryota; Metazoa; Chordata; Aves; Galliformes; Phasianidae. The record is from RefSeq and is a predicted model, not a curated record. The coding region runs from base 110 to 2029 and encodes 639 amino acids.
GGCGCGCGCCGCCGUAAAGCACGCCGGCGGCAAUAGCAAGCGGCACGUGUGAAGCGAGAGACCGCGGGCGGGACAGGGAGGAGUCGGAGGAGCCAGGAGUGUUGUCGCGAUGAAAGCCUGGAAUAACAAGAAGUUUCCAGGAAAGAGCGGGAAAGGACCUCGUGGAAAACAGCUGCGUGGAAAACGAAAGUUUAAGAAAGAUGACGAUUCAGUUCCUUCAAAGACUUUUCAUAGUAAAAGAGAUAAGGAGGAAAAGCCUACAUCCAUUUCCAAAAAGCCUGUGAAAGGAAAUUUAAGACCUGGAAGAGCUAGUGUCAAACAAGUCAAGAAUAAACAGCAAACAGAAAAGCUUGCAAAGAAGAGGAAAUAUGAGGAUAGCACAGAGAGAGAGUCAGAUUCUAAGAAGCCUAAAUGGAAUGACUUUAAAAAGAAAAAGAAGGAGUUAAAGCAAAGCAGGCAACUUAAUGAUAAAAGUAAUUAUGAUAUAAUUGUAAAAUCAAAGCAAAUAUGGGAGAGCGUGAGAAGGAAGAAAUGUGAUAAGGAGAAGCGGGAAAAGCUGAUGAAUGAGCUACAAAAACUACUUCAUGGAAAAAUCAAAAACCUAGCAUUUGCACAUGAUUCAACUCGAGUGAUCCAGUGCUUUAUUCAAUAUGGUAAUGACAAGCAAAGGCAAGAGACAUUUGAAGAGUUAAAAGAUAGCCUUGUGGAGUUGAGUAAGUCAAAAUAUUCCAGGAAUAUUGUGAAAAAGUUUCUUAUGUAUGGGACAAAACAACAAAUUGCUGAAAUAAUAAGAAGUUUUAAAGGUCACGUGAAAAAAAUGCUCCGUCAUGCUGAAGCAUCUGCUGUAGUGGAAUAUGCAUAUAAUGACAAAGCCAUUCUGGAACAGAGAAAUAUGCUGACAGAAGAACUAUAUGGAAAUACUUUUCAGGUUUACAAGACACCACUCGUCCCAACACUGGAUAAAGUGUUAGAAGCUCAGCCUGAGAAGAGAGAGGCCAUUCUAGAUGAAAUGAAGCAGAUACUUACACCAAUGGCACAAAAAGAGGCUGUGAUAAAACACUCACUGGUACAUAAAGUAUUUUUGGACUUUUUCACUCAUGCUCUUCCAAAACAAAGAUCUGAAAUGAUAGAAGCUAUCAGAGAGGCUGUCAUCUACCUGGCACACACUCAUGAUGGAGCCAGAGUGGCAAUGCACUGUUUAUGGCAUGGUACCCCCAAGGACAGAAAAGUUAUUGUGAAAACUAUGAAGACAUACAUUGAAAAAAUAGCUACGGGUGAAUUUUCUCAUUUGGUUUUGUUGGCAGCAUUUGAUUGCAUCGACGACACUAAACUUGUGAAACAGUUAAUUAUAACUGAAUUAAAUGCUUCCCUGGCCAGUUUAAUUUCCAACAAACAUGGAAAAAAAGUCUUGCUGUACUUGCUAAGUCCUAGAGACCCUGCACAUUUUGUUCCAGAAAUCAUCACACUUCUGCAGCAGGGUGAUGGAAAUGCCCAUAGUAAGAAGAAUACUGAAAUCCGCCGCCAAGAACUCCUGGAAGCCAUUUCCCCACCUUUGCUAGAGUAUUUGCAAGAACAUACCCAAGAAGUAGUAAUGGACAAAGCUGCCUUUGUCUUGGUUGCUGACAUCUUAAGAACAGCUACUGGUGACAUUCAGCCCACACUGAAUGCAAUUGCUAGUUUAGCAGCAGAAGAGCUGGUUCCAGGUGGCCGUGAUGGGCAGCUUCACAUUGCAGAGCAUCCAGCAGGUCAUUUAGUGCUGAAAUGGUUAAUAGAGCAAGAUGAAAAAAUGAGAGAGAGUGGGAAAGAAGGCUGCUUUGGAAGAACAUUGAUAGAAUGUGUUGGUAUUGAGAAUUUGAAGACCUGGGCAGAAGUAAACCGAGGUGCCAUUGUUCUUUGUUGCCUUCUCCGAAGCACUGAUCAAAAAGUGACAAAUGCAGUCAAAAAAGGACUGAAAAAAAUUGUUCCAAAGUUGAAGCUGAAUAAAAAUACAAAAGGAAUAGAAGCAUUGCUGGAGAAAUUGACUUCUUAGUGUACACAAAGCUAAAAAGAUCGGUUACAACUAUGCAAUUAGCUGCCAUUUGGUAAGAUUUUUGGUCCAUGUCUGUGUUCUAAGCUUUUGUGAAUUAAAUCAUUUUGGAAGCA